Molecule: messenger RNA, 1506 nt
Organism: Closterium sp. Yama58-4
Lineage: Eukaryota; Viridiplantae; Streptophyta; Zygnematophyceae; Desmidiales; Closteriaceae
Source: the annotation of a GenBank genome assembly
AUGGCACUCCUAUCACUCGUCGUCCUCGUCUCACUUUACGCGUCCGCUGCGAUUCCCCCCUCCAGCGCCGUCUCCCUGCUCCCCUCGCAAGAGAAGGCGCUACUCUCCCUGAAAACCGCGUGGGGAAACUGCUUGAUAACCAACACAUGGAUCGCCGGUACCGACUGCUCGAAAUGGUCCGGCGUCGUUUGCAAUGACGGCGGGAUGGUCACGCAGGUCUACAUCAGCGAUUACACAUGCACCGGCGCGUUGACGGAAUCCGUCGGAAACCUCACGGAGCUGACGCUGAUGGACUUCUCCAAUAACUGGCGCAUCGGCGGCGGCUUACCCAAAAGCCUCGCGAAACUGCAGAAGCUCGAAUCGUUCAGCAUUCGCGACAACAUCCAUGGGAGCCUCUCCGGCGGCCUUCCGGAUUUCCUCGGGAAACUCGCGCGGCUCACGUACCUCGGGCUCCGCGGAACGGGGCUCGCGGGGAGCAUUCCGCGCGGGCUUGCGCGGCUGAACCGCCUCGAGUUCCUCGACCUCCAAUGGAACCGCCUGGAAGGCGAAAUCCCCCCGGAAUUAUCCAGCAUGGCGGCGCUCAGCGUGCUUGACUUGGGUGGAAAUCGGUUGACUGGGUCAAUUCCGCGGAGCCUCGCGAAAAUCAAGGGCCUGAAGCGGCUGCUUCUCGGAAACAACAAACUCUCUGGUGAACUUCCCGUGUCCGUUAUAUUCGCUAUAAAGAGCCUCGAGGAGGUGGAUCUGCGUAGCAAUCAAUUCACUGGUUCGUCUAUCGCCGCGCUUGCGACUCAUCCGGCUCUGACGGACAUUAACCUCAGCUGGAACCUUCUUUCGGGCAAGGUCCCGUCCCAGUUCGGGCAGAUGAAAAAGCUGGCGAGUCUGCGAUUGGCCGGGAAUAGGCUCAAGGGAACUGUCCCAGCGGCUCUGCUGAAGAACAUGCCGAACCUGCAUUCCUUGGACCUUUCGUUCAAUAGGCUAGGAGGGGAGUUUCCCUGGGCGAAUUUAAAAACCACCCCGGUUAUCGAACACCUGUACCUGCAGCGCAACGCGUUCGUCGGCGCGAUUCCCGCAGACGCGUUUCAGAAGGUCCACGUGGCAGAUUUCAACAUCUCGUUCAAUCUCUUCUCAGGGCCCAUGCCGAAUCUAUGGUUCAUGGGAGGAGAAGAGGAGCCACCGGUAGACGUGCGCGGAAAUUAUUUUUGGGGCAGCCCGGAGUUUAUAAUGUCCAAUCGGAAGGUUUGCCCGGAGGAGGGGCAGGCGGAUCCCGACUCAGGCGACGAUGAGUAUCUCGCGGCGCUGAACUGCCUCGGUAAGAGCGCCACGUGUAACAUGAAACAGCAGCGGAGUGCGGCGGCGUGCAGUAGGUUUUGCGGGACGAGAACGACGAACGGGCCGUGCUCGGGACAUGGUGUGUGUGUUCCCGCAGGUAAGGGGCAGUUCAAGUGCAGGUGUGCGAGUGGGUACAAAUCUGUGCAGGAAAAUCCGCACGUAUGCGUCAAGGCAUAA